Molecule: messenger RNA, 2799 nt
Organism: Corylus avellana
Lineage: Eukaryota; Viridiplantae; Streptophyta; Magnoliopsida; Fagales; Betulaceae
Product: Transducin/WD40 repeat-like superfamily protein
Molecular function (GO): protein binding
Source: RefSeq, a predicted model, not a curated record
UUUCAUAUUAUUUUUUUCCUCUCUGCAGUGCUUCUCUGCUUCCCUCGAGAGACACAGAGAGAGUCCAAAAAGCUUCAAAUUUCCAUGGAUGCUUUGAUCUACGCCCUCCUCAGUUUCAAAGAAAUCUCUUAGAAACAAGCCCAUUUUUUCGAGGGCUUGCUUGUUUGGAGGGAAUUUAGGAUUUGGCACAUUGCCAAGGGCUUAAAAUGUUGGUUUCUUGAGGUGGGGUUUCAUGGGUUGAACUCACAGAAUAAUGGGUAGUUCGAGAGAAGACGAAGAAUGUCGAUUUUUCGAUGCUCAAGAGGAUAUAUCAUCGAUAUCAGAUUCAAAUUCCGAUAGCAUUGAGGUAUCUGAGGCUAGUUGUAGUUAUGAUAUAUGGAUUCGGAGCCCGGGAAGUGUUAAAGAGCGUCGGAGUAAGUUUUUAGAUUGGAUGGGAUUGAGUUUGGAUCGCAUUGGACAUGAGAAUUCAGUAGAUGUAUGUAGUGAUGCUCCGGCAGAAGUGGUUGAUAGGAUUAGAGAGAAUAGUGGGGCUGUGUUGAGGGACUUAGGUUUUGGAGGUGAGUUUUGUUCCAGCCGGUCUUCAAUGACUUGGUCUAAAGAUGAUACGGAUUCUUCCAAACAGUGUAGUCCGAGGGAGAACUUUGUAUGCAGAGAUGGAACUUCCGGUGGAGAAGUGGGUUUGGGUCAGUCAGUAAGGGCUGAAGAGUCUGAGAAUACUUCUGUGUCAUCGAUUUCAUUUCAACAACUGAUACAGAAGGAAGUUGAAGAGACAAACAAUGUGGUGGGGUCAAUGAAGAGAACCAAGAAGGGUUGGUUGAGUAGAUUACGCUCCAUGGCAUGUGUUGUUGAUAGUCAAGUUGAUGCCGGUCAACUAAGACCUGGUGACAAUGAUGCAAUUCUACGUUCCAGGGUUCAGAGAGUUAAGGUCCGUCAAUCCAGGAAGCAGUUGAAAGAACUUUCAGCUCUUUAUAUGGGGCAAGAUAUCCAGGCCCAUGAGGGUCCAAUUUUGACUAUGAAAUUUAGUCCUGAUGGGCAGUAUCUUGCAAGUGCUGGCGAGGAUGGGAUUGUCCGAUUGUGGCAGGUGGUGGAGGAUGAGAGGUCUAACGAAAUUGACAUUCCGGAAAUAGACCCUUCCUGCAUAUAUUUCACAGUGGAUCAUCUCUCCGAAUUGAAGCCCCUCUUUGUGGAUAAAGAGAAAAUUGGAAAAUUGAAGAGCCUGAGGAAUAAUUCCUCAGAUUCAGCAUGUGUGAUUUUCCCUCCUAAAGUCUUCCGAAUAUUGGAAAAACCAUUGCAUGAGUUCCAUGGGCACGGUGGCGAGAUCUUAGAUCUCUCUUGGUCAAAGAAUAAUUAUCUGCUUUCUUCUUCAAUUGACAAAACUGUCCGUCUGUGGCAAGUGGGAUGUGAGCAUUGCCUCAAAGUGUUUUCACAUAGUAAUUAUGUGACCUGUGUUCAAUUUAACCCUGUUGAUGAUAAUUACUUCAUCAGUGGUUCAAUAGAUGGAAAAGUUCGCAUUUGGGCUAUUCCUGGUUGUCAAGUUGUUGAUUGGACUGAUAUAAGAGAAAUUAUCACUGCAGUGUGUUAUCGCCCUGAUGGACAGGGGAGCAUUGUUGGAUCUAUGGCUGGUAUUUGCCGCUUUUACAAUGUAUCAGAUAAUCAUUUGCAAUUGGACACCCAAGUAUGCGUGCACAGUAAAAAAAAACCACCAUGCAAAAGGAUUACUGGCUUUCAGUUUUUCCCACGAGACUCUAGCAAAAUAAUGGUCACCUGUGCUGAUUCACAAGUCAGAAUCCUUCAUGGCAUUAAUGUGAUUGGCAAAUACAAGGGCCUUCGUACCACAGGAAACCUUAUAUCUGCAUCUUUCACCUCAGAUGGGAAACACAUUGUUUCAGCUUCCGAGGAUUCUAAUGUAUAUUUAUGGAACUGCAGUAGUGAGGAAGACACUGCCCUCGCCCAAGCCAAAAAUAUUAGGUCUUGUGAACACUUCUCCAUCAAUGCAUCUGUUGCAAUACCUUGGUGUGGUCUGAAAUGUGGGAACUCAGUAAGUAGAAGGCACUUUCCAGUCUUGGAUGAGAAUCUGGCAGAAAAUCCGCCUUUUCCUUCACCUGCUUGUUUCUCUCUGAGCCAAGAAUUCCUCUUAGAGUCUUUUCCCAAGGGGUCUGCAACUUGGCCAGAGGAGAAGCUUCCUACUUCAAGCUCAAUUACCAAGCCAUCUAGCAUGAAUAAAUCUCAAUACAAGUUUUUGAAAACUUCUUGCCAGAACACAUCCAGUUCUCAUGUGUGGGGUCUGGUUAUUGUGACUGCAGGCUGGGAUGGACGGAUAAAGUCAUUCCACAAUUAUGGGUUACCAGUACCUCUUUGAAAUAUGAGUGGCCUGGCAGAGGUUUUCUAAUGAAUCAGAAUUGUGAUACCUAAGGUUGCAAAUUUACAUGUUAGUUCAAACAUUAAGUCACUUAACCUUUGUUGUGAUACCCCUGGUUGACUACCACAUGCUGCAAAUCUGAUGUUGGGAAAGUGGACAAAUGACUUUUCAUUUGGCAGCAUCAACCACCACAAUAGGUUCUUCUAUGAAAAACAUUAGUAGCCAUGUGCAGUGUGGAUGAUCCUGACACUUUUGGGUUUUUUUCCAGCGGGCCCCUUCUCAGAUAUCAGGUGUAUUAUCACGGAUCUCAUUCAUGACAAGUGGCAUCAGUUCCAUGGUUGUAAUAUAAUCCAACUUGGGAUCAGCAAGUGGCUGAGGUGAGCUUAUCUGGAUACUUUGCUCAAUUUUGCAACCUGAUUUGUUAGUCUAAAAAGUUUUGU